AUGCCCCCUGUCGAACAGAUCACCCUCUACACCUCCACGUACUCUCCAUUCUCCCAGAGGGUGCAUAUUGCCCUCGAAGAGGCGAAAGCCAAAUACAACGUAUGGGAGUUCGAAACCAAAGGUCCCGGCAGCAAGCCGGAGUGGUACUACCAGAUCAACACGUUGGCCAAGAUCCCCGCAAUCACUGUUGGGGGACCCGAAGUACCACCCGACCAACCCUCGCCUGAGUCCGCAAAACUCGCAGAGUCGAUGGUGAUCCUCGAGUUUCUCGCCGAACUCUUCCCCGACGCGCCCCUCCUGCCCGCGGACCCCUUUCUCCGCGCCAAGGCCCGCACGUUCGUCGAGAUCUACCGUAAUUAUGUCUCGAGCGAGUAUCUCGGCGCGUUCUUCCUCGGGAAGCCUAUCGAGGGCGUCCUGAAGGCGCUUGAAACGCUGCAGGCCGCGCUCCCGCCAGACGGCGGUUUCGCCGCAGGCGAGUGGUCGAUCGCAGAAGCCGCGGUGGCGCCAUUCAUCGCCCGCCUCUUCCUCUUUCUUCGCGUCGGGCUUGGGUCGUACACCGAGGAGCAGGGACAGACGCUGCGGGACACGCUGGCGAGCCCGAGGUUCGCUCGGCUCACGCAGUGGGUGAAAGACGUACACGAGCCGCCCAGCUUCCAGAAGACGUGGGUUAGCGAUGACCGCCAAGUGGAACUGUGGAAGAAUCAUCCCGGCUUCCGUCGCAAGGUUGUUGAGCCCACUCAGCCGCACGCGUGAAGGACGACGCGCCGAUCUUGCGCGACUAGAAAUGUACUUCGAUCCAUACCCCACUUGAACAGUUUACCGUUUGCGCGCAAGCUCGGAUACCCGUCAGAGUGACCAUAUGUAUCUGCAUGCCUGGCACAACCACUUCGUUGCGGAUCUUCCAUUAUGAAGUAGUGUAUUUAUCCAUGCUUCACAUGAGCUCGUAUCAUGAUCAUGAUGUUCAAUU
This is a messenger RNA of Trametes versicolor FP-101664 SS1, 967 nucleotides long. Its product is annotated as thioredoxin-like protein. Gene Ontology annotation, cellular component: cytoplasm. NCBI's taxonomy places the organism in Eukaryota, Fungi, Basidiomycota, Agaricomycetes, Polyporales, Polyporaceae. The transcript has 5 exons. The record is from RefSeq and is a predicted model, not a curated record. Bases 1 to 753 code for a protein of 250 amino acids.